Messenger RNA from Olea europaea var. sylvestris, 754 nucleotides. Its product is annotated as auxin-induced protein 10A5-like. Gene Ontology annotation, biological process: response to auxin. Lineage: Eukaryota; Viridiplantae; Streptophyta; Magnoliopsida; Lamiales; Oleaceae. The transcript has a single exon. The coding region runs from base 26 to 451 and encodes 141 amino acids. The record is from RefSeq and is a predicted model, not a curated record.
UCCAAAAAUUUCUACGUACAAAAAAAUGUCUGCAUGCUGUAAAAUCCACAACAUUGUACGGCUCCGUCAAAUUUUACGGCGGUGGAGGAAGAAGGCAGCCGCCGCCACGUCCAGACGUAUACCGUCCGACGUGCCGGCCGGCCACGUGGCAGUCAAUGUUGGCGCCAGUUGUAAAAGAUUUGUAGUCCUAGCGACGUACCUGAACCACCCCCUUUUCAAGAAACUGUUGGUUCGGGCCGAGGAAGAGUACGGGUUCACAAAUACGGGCCCGUUGGCCAUUCCUUGUGAUGAGUCACUGUUUGAAGAAAUUCUCCGUUACUUGGACGGUAAGAACGACUCGGCCCAACUUAUGAGUUUUGAGGAUUUUCAUAGAUACUACCACGUAGGAAUUCGGAGUAAUCUUGAACUUUGGGCCGAGUCACGGCCGCUUUUGCAUGGAGUUUCCGACUGAUAAUCAACGGAUUUGACUUGUCCGGGUUGGUUCACUUUAGCCAUGACUCUAAAAUUGAGUGUUUCGAGGUGGGUUUUUACUAAUUGAGUUGGCGAGUAUCGUUUCACUUUUCACCGAGUCACUGAAUAAUCGAGGUGAGUCAAAUCUAUCUGCUCUGGAGAAUAUAAUGGAGAUGGCAAGUUGGUGGCGAGUUGCCGCCGGGUCGUCCCGGAUUCGAAUCGGAGUGGAGUCAACAAAUGGGUAUAUACUAAUGUCAAUUGCAACGUGAUGAUUUGAAUAAAAUGUUGUAUUUACUUUGUUUAA